This is a messenger RNA of Anopheles cruzii, 1332 nucleotides long. RefSeq lists its product as uncharacterized. Gene Ontology annotation, cellular component: membrane. Gene Ontology annotation, biological process: sodium ion transmembrane transport. The record is from RefSeq and is a predicted model, not a curated record. The transcript is spliced from 5 exons. NCBI's taxonomy places the organism in Eukaryota, Metazoa, Arthropoda, Insecta, Diptera, Culicidae. Gene Ontology annotation, molecular function: ligand-gated sodium channel activity. Bases 1 to 1332 code for a protein of 443 amino acids.
AUGGCCAGCAUAGCUAAAGUGAGGAACAAACUGUUGGACUCACUCUACGCGUUGUGUCAGGAACCGAAGCGUCUGGUCCGCGGGAUUGUGCUGUUCGUCUGCAGCAUCGUAGUGGUGUAUCAGCUGACCGAUUGCUUCCGGAAGCUCUUCAGCCCACCCAUUUCGACCCAUUCGCGGUUCGACCUGAACGACACCAUGCUGUACCCGUCGAUCACCUUCUGCCGCGAGCCAGCAUACAAGGCGGAUGUGAUGGAAAAAUACAAUCUGGCCAUGCACCCUAAGUACACCAGCGGGUUCGACAACUUUCCGUUCAACGAAACUUCGCUCGACCAGCUAUUUGAUGAGGCCACGUACAACCACAGCGAGUUCUUCCUCCAGCACGGUCUGAACGGUGGAACCGACACCAUAGAAGUGGAGGAAAGUCUGCACCUCGACAUGGGCCGGUGCUAUACACUGAAUCCUCUGAUCACUACCAAACACUCCUGGAAGGACGCAGGCUACUCGAUCAUGUUACGCCACGACAGCGACAUGUCGAUUCCGAUGACUGUCGGAGAGACGCUUCCCGGUUGGCACAUAUUUAUUCACGAACAGAAAGAAGGCUUCGCCGAAAACCGAAUGCAAUCGUCCGGUCGCGUGGAGUAUCUGUUCCUUGAGGUGAACGAGGAAAUGGAAAUACGAUUGUCGACGCAACACUUUUUCAUGCUGGCCAGCUACGAGAAUGAAUGUGUGGAGUUUUCGCCCAUUAGCUCAACAAAGUGCGGAGAACUUUGCCACUGGCGCACGGUGGUGGAGUCCGUGGGAUGUUCUGGUCCCUGGAUGCCGGGGCUCGAUGUCGCCUAUUGCGAUAACCCGACCGACACGAAGCAACUCAUCAAGAUCUACCGCCAGCUGGAAGACUUGGAUGGGGCGCAAUGUGGAUGCUUCCAGCCCUGUACCACCACCAUCUUCACUGCGUCGGUCAUGAACCGCAAAGCGUUUCGGCUCAACAUACCGGCGGCGCAACUGUGGGUUUACUACACAUCGAAAAUGGUGUCGGUUGUGGAAGAGUUCCACGGCUACGAUUUCAACCAAUUCGUGUCGGACUUGGGAGGGUCGCUCGGCUUUCUGCUAGGACUUUCGGUGCUCGGGCUAAUUGGGUUGCUGGAGAAAAUCGUGGAAAUGGUCUUCAUUCGCCGUCUGAUCGCCGAGAGACGCAAGAGGCAAGCCGCCAGCGAAGGCAAGAACUGCAAGGGUCAGAUUGCUUCCAGUACAACAGAAGACACGAAACCGCCCAUUGUUGCCAACGCAAUGGCCGUCAGCGUGCCCGGUAUGGAAGCCACGCUGAAGCAGUAA